Messenger RNA from Botrytis sinoallii, 1134 nucleotides. RefSeq lists its product as uncharacterized. The record is from RefSeq and is a predicted model, not a curated record. The transcript has 2 exons. Gene Ontology annotation, cellular component: nuclear exosome (RNase complex); cytoplasmic exosome (RNase complex). Lineage: Eukaryota; Fungi; Ascomycota; Leotiomycetes; Helotiales; Sclerotiniaceae. Bases 1 to 1134 code for a protein of 377 amino acids. Gene Ontology annotation, biological process: U1 snRNA 3'-end processing; nuclear polyadenylation-dependent rRNA catabolic process; nuclear mRNA surveillance.
AUGCCACCUUCUUCUACACAGCCUCUUUUACUCUCGCCCGCCGAACUCUCUUACCUCCACACAUCCCUCUCUCUCAACCCUCCAAUUCGCCCUGACGCCCGUACGUCUACUCAAUUCCGUCCUCUCAUCGCCGAAUGCGAUGUCCUCCCCGGCACAAAUGGCAGUGCGCGCAUUUGUUUUGCAGAUGGCACUGAAGCUAUCGUGGGCGUAAAAUGUGAAGUCGAAAAAUCGCGACCGACUUAUCAAGCUGCAGAACUUGGUCCUUCAGAAAAUGAUGACGAUGAUGAGGAGGAUGAAGAUAUGAGAGAAGCGAUUGAGAAAGAGAAGCUUGAGAAAGAACAAAAGGGAGAAAGAGAUUGGCUAGAGUUGAGUGUGGAGAUUCCGGGGUUUAGGGAUGACGAUAGUAUGCCUGUUUUCAUGGCGGCCAUGCUGAGUGAGGCGCUACUAGCAGAUGCCGAGUUUGUGGGGAGAUUAUGGAUUAAUUCAAGGUAUCAUUGGAAGAUAUAUGUUGAUAUUCUACUACUUUCACAGCCAUUAUCCUACCCACUACCCCUCCUUUCUUUAACAACCCAUCUUGCGCUUUUAUCUACUCGUCUUCCACGUCUCAAGUCCGAAGGUGAUGAAGAUCCACUCUUUGACGAUGACUGGGAAGCUUCCGUCUACUUAUAUCCUCGAACACCACAAUCCACCAAUUCCCGACCACCAAUUACACUUCUCGUCAUAUCCGUUGGCGAUAAUAUAAUCUUCGAUCCGAGUAAAGAGGAGCUUACAGUCGCCGAAGCUGUAUUAGCUAUUACCAUUGGUGAGAGAAGGCGUAAGGAUGGAGACGUAGAUAUGGAUUCUAGCUCUGGAAGAGAUCUAAGAUUAUUGGCUGUGAGGACCGUGGAUUUACCAGCUAGGUUAACAGCGCCUGGUGUGCCUAAUGCGAUGAACACUGCUACUGGAGGUGCGGCAGCUGAGACGACGGAUCUAGCAUCGACUCAAAGAGAGACAAUGAAUGAGGGAGGUGUAUGGCAACCGCCAAGGGGAGGAAUCAAGAGAAAGUUGGUCGCGACGAUAAUCGCAAAGGUUAUGGAAAAGGGAGGUGUAGCAGAGGAGGUAUUAGAUGGAUUGGAGACUGUGGAGCUGUCCUAA